Molecule: messenger RNA, 2315 nt
Organism: Melospiza melodia melodia
Lineage: Eukaryota; Metazoa; Chordata; Aves; Passeriformes; Passerellidae
Product: loricrin-like
Exons: 3
Coding region: 95-2071 (658 amino acids)
Source: RefSeq, a predicted model, not a curated record
CUGGUAUAAAAGCUCAGCCAUCCCAGGGCUCCUCAUUCAACCCACGCCGAGCAUCACCACAUUCCCACCAGCACUGAAGGGUCACUGCUCCAAGAUGUGCUCCAGACAAAGCUCCGGAGGCUGCCAUGGGAUGUCCUCCCAGUCCAGCGGGUGCCACAGCCAGGGCUCUGGUUGCCACAGCUCCUCCAGUUACCAAUCCCAAGGCUCCUCCUGCUGCGGGAGCGGAGGGGGCUCCGGCAAAGUCAUCAUCAGCUCUGGUGGUGGAGGAGGCGGAUCCUGCUGCAGUGGGGGAUCCUCUGGAUAUGGGAUGGGAGGGGGUUACGGUGGUGGAUCAAAGAGCAUCAUUGUAGGUGGAGGUAGUGGAGGUUCCUCUGGAUGCUGCAGUGGAGGAUCCAGCUAUGGGAUGGGUGGAGGAUAUGGUGGAUCUUCAGGAUCAAAGACCAUCAUUGGAGGGGGAAGCAGUGGAGGUUCCUCUGGAUGCUGCAGUGGAGGAUCCAGCUAUGGGAUGGGUGGAGGAUAUGGUGGAUCUUCAGGAUCAAAGACCAUCAUUGGAGGGGGAAGCAGUGGAGAUUCCUCUGGAUGCUGCAGUGGAGGAUCCAGCUAUGGGAUGGGUGGAGGAUAUGGUGGAUCCUCAGGAUCAAAAACCAUCAUUGGAGGGGGAAGCAGUGGAGGUUCCUCUGGAUGCUGCAGUGGAGGAUCCAGCUAUGGGAUGGGUGGAGGAUAUGGUGGAUCCUCAGGAUCAAAAACCAUCAUUGUAGGUGGAGGUAGUGGAGGUUCCUCUGGAUACUGUGGUGGAGGAUCCAGCUAUGGAAUGGGUGGAGGAUAUGGUGGAUCUUCAGGAUCAAAGAGCAUCAUUGGAGGGGGAAGCAGUGGAGGUUCCUCUGGAUGCUGCAGUGGAGGAUCCAGCUAUGGGAUGGGUGGAGGAUAUGGUGGAUCCUCAGGAUCAAAAACCAUCAUUGUAGGUGGAGGUAGUGGAGGUUCCUCUGGAUACUGUGGUGGAGGAUCCAGCUAUGGAAUGGGUGGAGGAUAUGGUGGAUCUUCAGGAUCAAAGAGCAUCAUUGUAGGUGGAGGUUCCUCUGGAUACUGUGGCGGAGGAUCUUCAGGCUAUGGCAUGGGAGGAGGGUACAGUGGUGGCUCCUCAGGAGGGCAGACCAUCAUUGGAGGUGGUGGAUCCUCUGGAUGCUGCAGCGGAGGAUCCAGCUAUGGGAUGGGAGGAGGAUACGGCGGUGGCUCCUCAGGCCAGACCAUCAUCAUCAGCUCUGGAAGUGGCAGCGGAGGCUCCUCGCAGCAGAAAUGUCCCAUUGUCAUCCCCAGCGUGGUGUCCCACCAGAGCAAGCAGAGCUCCUAUUGGCCCUAUGGCCAGCAGAAGCUCUACCACUGUCUGCGGCGCAAAUGGUCACGGCAGAACCGCGGCUACAGCCGAGAAAUCUCCCUGAGCCACCACGGCUUCUGCUCGGGCGCCUUCACCAACCGCCACGGCCGCGCCUCCUUCUCAUGUGGUGGGGACAGUUCCGUCACCUACAGCCGGAGACCCUCGUCCUGCCCGCCCCUGCCAGCGCCAGCCCCCUACAGCAUCUCAGGGAGGUUCUCAUGUGACACCGACGGGUCCCUGGUGGUCAACAGUGGGGACUGUGGGGUCACGUCUAGCUGGGACCCUGUGGUGAGGACAGUCCCGGUUUAUGGCUCUGGAAUGGGGAUGGAGUAUGGUAGUGAGGAUGUGGGGUCUGUUAUCAGCAGUGCAGGGGGAGGUGGAGGAUCCAUCUACCAUGGAGGGAGUUCGGGAGUGGUGGAGGGAGCAGGGGCUGGAUAUGGAUACUCUGCACCCCUGAGUGGCACCCUAAGCACUGGGGGGGUCUCUGAGGGAUCAGGGUACUACGGAGGAGGGUAUGGAUACGGGACAUAUGGGACAUAUGGAACAUAUGGAACUGGGAUGUUGCCCGGGCCAGAGAUCAGCCCUGCGGGCGCAGGAUGCGCCCAGGUGGUGCAGCAGAAAUGCCCUGUGGUCAUCCCCACCAUCAAGAGCGAGCAGUGCAAGCAGAGCACCCACUGGCCACCCAUCCAGAAGAAAUGAGUGGCCCAGCCUCUCCCACAUCCCAAAAGUGUCCUUGGAUGUGCCAAAGUGGAAUUUUGCCCCCCUCAAUGGUGCCAUUACAUCACAGAGCUCCGCAUUCUUCACGUAGAGCUGUGCUGACAAAAUUCCCCAGGAGCUGCUGGAAAAAGGGGUUUGUGCUGUGGUGAUGGGAAAAGGUUCUUUUCUCCAUCUCCUCUAGAUCAAGGGUUGGAAAAUAAAAUUUCACGGUCUGUGGGUAAUUUCA